AUGAAUGAUUCAAAUGAUUCCUUUAUCUAUCUAUCUAUCUAUCUAUCUAUCUAUCUAUCUAUCUCAAUAAAUUUUGACAUUUUGUUAUAUCUCCGAAACCUACACUUUCGUAUCUAUCUAUGUUUUAUCCUUAUCUAUCUAUCUAUCUAUCUAUCUAGGAUUUAUCCUUAUCUGUUUCAUCAUUAUCUAUCUCAAUUUGAUCAUUAUCUAUGUUUUACCAUUAUCUAUUUCAGUCUGAUCAUUACCUAUCUAUCUACCUUUUGUGACCCAAAGGGAGGAAACCAUAACAAUAUCUAUAUUUUACCCUUAUCUAUCUAUCUAUCUAUCUAUCUAUCUAUCUAUCUCAUGCCUGAACAUUAUCUAGCUAUUUAUCUUCAGGCCCAAACCUUUCAGUCUGUUCAUAUCUGUCUAUCUAUCUAUCUAUCUAUCUAUCUAUCUAUUUCAGUCUGUUCAUAUCUAUCUAUCUAUCUAUCUAUCUAUCUAUCUAUCUAUCUAUUUCAUCUGUCCCAGAAACUGAAUUUCAUCUAUCUAUCUAUCUAUCUAUCUAUUUCCAUCUGUUCAUCUAUCUAUCUAUCUAUCUAUCUAUCUAUCUAUAUGAGCUAUCUAUCUAUCUAUCUAUUAUCUCUAUUCAUAUCUAUUAUCUAUCUAUUUAAUAUUUAUCUAUGUUCAUAUCUAUCUAUCUAUCUAUCUAUCUAA
Molecule: messenger RNA, 696 nt
Organism: Acanthosepion pharaonis
Lineage: Eukaryota; Metazoa; Mollusca; Cephalopoda; Sepiida; Sepiidae
Source: the annotation of a GenBank genome assembly